AUGACUGGCUUACAACAGCUUAUCGACUUCGUACUGAACGAAGUCGCGCUCUGUGGCAAUCAAGGCGCAACAUUAUCCGAAGUUUUGAAAGCCAUCGACGAUUUUUACAGACAAACUCAGGAUGGUCCUCCUUUUAACCAAAACAUUGACCGUGGGUUCAAAGUCAAGGUCUGGUCUUGGCUCACAUCUAACCCAGAGGUGUCCGUCGGCCGACACAACGAAUGGAACCAUCUCACCUUGGAUGAGGCUGAGCAGCUUGAUUCGCAAGCAACUGCGAGCGAAGAACUCCACGGCGAUGAGUCCGAAGUAGGCGAAGCCACUGAUCAAAACUCUCAUUCAUCGCCUCUCCGCAUCUUUGUGUCAGAAGAGCGGAUCUGGGUUGCACUCACUGGCCAUCCGCCAGAUGAGACCAAGGUUCUACCGCUUGAAUUUGUCCUACUGUCCAUCAUCGCUUCACGCAAGUCAGAGGGUAUUGUACAGCCGGAGCUUGUGAGGCUAAGUGGCCAGGACAAACGGUCUGUCCCGAAGCGAACCAGUGCUUUACACCAAAAGGGCUACAUCGAUAAGCGACCAGUUCAGACGAAGAAGGCACGAACCAGUUUGUGCACGCUACAGCGAUACUUCCGUCCUUCAGACAAGAAAGUAGUCAACCAAGAAGAAGAAGAUUCGCAAUCAAAAGCCAUGAUCGACUUUGCCAGUUUCAACACCGACCUGUUUAACAUUCUUCGAGAGCACCCACUCAUCGCUCGUGCUGAUUUGAAAAGGCUUUUAGGCUUUAAUGACCCCUGGCGAUGGAAAGUCCUGGCUCGUGCGCUCCGCAAAUGGGAGCGGAUGGGUGUGGUACAACGUGUUAGAGCUGAAUCACAAUACGAAAGAAUGCACCCUUGUGUCAAACUCCUGCGAGAUCCGACGGAGCGAGACUUGCAGCUUUUCCAUGAAUUCAAUUUCGAGGCUGUGUCCAAGCAUGGCAUGGGAGCUCGCCGCCCCAAACGCGAAGACUUUGGAGACAUGGAGCUGGAGGGUCCAAGCAAAAGAUCUGCCAGUCCAGAGGAGGAAGGUCUGGAGCUGGUUGAUGACCAUGUCGAACCCGCCGAACGAAUAGUACCAUCCUGGACGCCGGAUCGAAACCUUUACAAUCAAUUAUUUGAUAUCAUUGAAAGGUCGGGUACAUCGGGUAUCACGAAUCAUGUACUCAAUAUGACAUGCUUCGGGAGCUUUUACAAGAGACCCGCUGAAGCUAUGGUCCACCGCUUGGUCGACUUAUGGCAAGUGGCUCAGCCGCUUCAUCUCCGACAUUUCUCCGUUGUUCGCGAUAUGGCAAUGAAAAAGACCGUGAUGUAUUACGUCAACUACUCGGCAAGCAACUUCGCAAAGCUCGUCGAAGAUGGCAAGGCUUCAUGGGAGGCUGUUGAAUUCCCGGCGGAGAAAGCCAAGUCGCUGAAAAUCGACGCACCGCCGUUUGGCGCUCUUCCUCAGCUUGAUGAGUUUGGUUUCCCAAAAGUAGAGUUCCCCAGGGGUCUGAUGAAAAACGCAAAUGCUACCUUACGUGAUGGGGUUCUCGCUGCUAAACCGACCGACUAUCUUCUUUCUUCAAGCGACCCAUUUGUUGUCAGGCUCGCAGACGGUCAAUAUGUUAUCCGUACACGUACCGAUAAGCUCCCACCUGGUUCCAAGCAGCAGAUCGAGGCCCGUACUCGACAGACGGGACGCACAGGACGACCGAAAGGCAGACCAAAUAAAGCAACGCUAGCAAAGCGCGCCCGAGAAAAUGAAGCCCGAGAAGCUCAAGCUGCAACAUCCGAACGGGCACCGGAACCGGAACCGAAGGCAAGUGAAGCCUAUGGUUGGGAAGAUUUCGUCGAACCACCGCCGCCAACUAAAAGGGCUAAAAUCAAGCAUCAGCUCCGCGGAUUAUCGGAGCGAGAGAAGCUGGAAGCACUUGGCAUGGAUGAGACAUGGACCGAGUAUAAUGCCCUGAUCAUUGAUAAGCCUGGCCCAGGAAUAUUUGUGACUCCUCAUGGCCGAAGACGACCAGUCGGAAAGUCUCGAGGUCGGCCGAGGCAGAGUCGAAUCGCUGUCUUCAAAUCAUACAAGCUAGCAUCGUUCCCUUGGUUUGUGGCGGACGCCAAUGACACAACGGACGAUGGAGAAGCGGGCGCUGCUGCGACCUCCCAAGAAUUCGAGAGCCUUGCCCUCGAAGCUGCGGCUCCAGUGAUCAAGUCCGAGAGCCCCAUCGUCACACGCUCACCUAUUCCUGUAUGGCCACGUGAAAGGAUUUCGUCCGACGGACCGACUGCACACUCGCCCACACCGUCCUCCAGCCUCGUUGCCAGUGGUAGCGGAAACGAGAGACCCCACAAAAGACCUCGUCUCCACGAGGCGCACAAUGGAGGCAGGGAAACAUCCGUGGAAAUGGCCAAUGAGGUGCCCCCGGCGGACAGAACCCCUGGGCACGACAUGAAUUAUGACGAAGCGAGCAGAUUGGGCCAUCACAACAAGAGCGCCAGCGUUCAUUUACUCGAAGAUGGACAAAGUCAAACCCCAUCGAAGCGUCCCCGCCUAGAAUCCCCCGCUCCCACUCAACAGUCGUCGACACCCCGUCCAUCGACUGUUACUGCGGGGCUUCGGAAACUUCAGUCGAAUGCUGGAACGCAACCUGCAAAAGAGACACCGCGGAGUAGAGCUAGAACUAGCCGCAAUGCGCCAAAUGCGGACGCGAAAGAAUUCGAAGCUCCUCGACCCUUGAUUGAAAGAGGCGGAUCUAUUAGCAUCCUUCGGAGGAAGCUCCUUAUGGAAAUUAUUGAAGACGCUGGUGGUGUGUAUCCCGGGGGAGCUGCAAUUUGGUAUCCUUUCGUCACUGCAUGGAUGAAGUUUCAUCCCACUGAAAAGCCCGAUAUGCGAACUAUCAAAAAUGCGUGCAAGCACUUAGUUAGUGCUGGCCUGCUUCGACAACUGACCUUCAGUGGCAGAAACAAAAAGCACGUGACGGUGACAAAGACGCUGUUGAUGAAACCUGAUAUGCCACCAGACCAUCCAUUGGUGAAAGAGAUGCAGAAAAAGGCCCUGAGUAUUGAAAUAAACGAGGCUCGGCCCACCUUCGCGGAGAAUGUUGAGCUGGAUCCAACGUUAACGAGAAGUGGCGGCCGACCACACGGCGCACCUCCCCGACCGCACAGAUCCUCCAUACCGGUCGAACAAGAGGCUCAAGUUCACCUACAGCAAAAGCCUGCUUUCGUGUUGAACUUUGAAAAGAGAAAAUGCAGAUCGGCUCAGUCAAGCUUGUUCAGACGGCUAGCUGCCCAAGCCAAAGCUGCCGCAGCUGCAGACGAGUUGCCUGACCUGCCUGGAGUUCAACGUCUUAUGACACUUGCCCGUCCCCCUGAGUUAGAUACCAAUGCUCAUCCACAUACAUCGAUCAUCCGCCCACUCCUUCAAAGAGUGCGUGAACCUCAAAAGCGGAAGUCCAUGGUACAUGCCAAACGGGUGAGGAUGAGGCCGAUGUCCGCCAUUGGAGCGUAUGGCAUGUUGAUGAACCCGGUGCAACAUUUCCAUCCAGUUACUGGGACCUUCUCCACGCAUUUAUGUUUGCUUCAACCGAAGAGGUCGGAGCUAAUACUAGGAGCACAGCCGGCCAUUGAGAUUGAGAACAUUGAGGAAUCUGUCAACGAGCUAUCCAGAUUAGCUCAUGAUGAGAUAGAUCUGCCGGAAGUAUCACGCAUGAAGAGGUUUGAUAUUCGGACUAAACGUAUUCUCGAAUGGGAGCUGCUUCACCAGAACCUGUUUGACAUGGACCUCAAAGGCCAGGAGUUCAUCAACCAAACCAUCCAGCACAAGUUCAAGACAUCGCUAAUCGAGGGUGACAUCCGCUUUGAUGUCAUUACGGGCCCUCCCCAAGCGGCCCCAGCCGGACCUGCCAUGCCCACACGGCGCAGCGAGGCCCUUCGCCUGCGUCAAUCUGUGCCUGGAUCUCCCACGACGUUUGGCUCGACAGAGGCGCCAGCAACACAACAACCAAAAAGAAGAAGGAAACGGGCGUCGCGUGCUGCUCCUUCGGAUCGCCGUUUGGCCAAACUCGAUGAUAUUACAUCACCCAGCAAAGAAUCGCAGCAACCCAAACGCAUCCGUCGAACCCGAAUUGUUCGUCCCGUCUCCGAGGAUUUAAAGAAAAGGUUGAUGAUUGCCUUGGUCGCGGUUCGUGUGCUUGCAGGAGGAGAGAUGUCAAGAGUUAUCGAGUGGGGUCUUGUAAGCAAAGCUUUCCCAAACCACGACUCGGAUUUCAUUCAAGGACGAGCGCGCCAAAUUCUGAGCAAAAACCGCCUGCAAAUCACCAAAAUGCAUCGAGACUUCCAAGAGUGCUUUCUCGAGGGCUACGAAAACGACGAGGUUCCACGUAUCGACUACUCUGAUUUGGAAGGCUAUGACUGGUCUACUCUGGUUGAGUGGGCAAGUCAAAGACUGGAUAUCUCCUCGUCCGAACGUGUGCCAGAUCUUCCAGCCACACGGGAGCAAUUUGAUGCCGUUUUUGAACUACGAGAGGAUCCCAUCACCGCCGGUGACGACUUGUACCAGGCUGUGCAUGGCGUCACUAUCAACCAUAAACGUAAUCUGAUGGCACGGAGUCCAUUUGCCGUACCAUUGGAGGAUGAAGCACGCCCCAAGUCGGCUCCACGAGGUGUUGACAUGGCACAGCUUGAGGCGGCGAAGACAUGGGUCCGGGCGAAUAUCAUCACCGCAGAAGAGACCUAUCGACCGAACGAAUCGAGCGAUAUCCUGGCACUUUUCGGCGAUCGGCUCAUCACCAGUGCCACGCAAGGGCUGAUCAACGAACGUGUGAUCAGCUCGACAAAUCGUGGCCGCGUCAGUCCCGGCCGCAACUACGAUAUCUCCGAUAACUUCCUUCAGACGUUGAGCCGAAAACGUGCGGUCGAAAGCACACAGUUGCGUCGUGCCGUUCACUUCAAAUCCACCAUCCUGGAUCCCAAACUCCGGAUGAAUGGUAUCUUCGACAUCGAGUAUACAGCCGAGGAUGGCGAUAUCCUGGCGCUGAUCAAUCUCUAUGCCUCGAAUGCUAUUCAGCUGCGACCUCGUGAUCCCCCGCGCAAUAAAUUCGGCCUCACUGAUGGUGGAUACGAGACCCGCCAGAUGGACAAGAAACGUUUCCGUUUCCCUAUCGAAGUCAUCCCCACCAAGAAGUACCGCUACGGUAACCCUGUUCAUGCUAAAGCUGCAGCUGUGAGCAUUCCGCCUCCGCCUUCAGCGGCGGGUACGAGAAUGCCACCCAGGAUUCCGCUGUGGUACGAUAUCAAUGGCGAAUUCGUGCAUCGUCUUUGGGACUUGGUGGUUGGUCCUGUCAUUGGGUGUUUGGUCACGCGGCCCGGUAUCAAAGCUCAGAGCAUCUCCAACAUGAUCAAGCCCACGAUGGGCGCUUGGGAGACUGUGCUUAUGCUCCAAUGGCUGGAGGCAGUUGGAGUCGUGAAGUCUGACGGUGAGGGAGAGUUGGCUUCUUGGAGAUUGGAAGAGUCUUGGUGGAUGAUUCUAUCUUGA
Penicillium bovifimosum is the source of this 5544-nucleotide messenger RNA. RefSeq lists its product as uncharacterized. The transcript has 4 exons. The coding region runs from base 1 to 5544 and encodes 1847 amino acids. Gene Ontology annotation, cellular component: transcription factor TFIIIC complex. NCBI's taxonomy places the organism in Eukaryota, Fungi, Ascomycota, Eurotiomycetes, Eurotiales, Aspergillaceae. The record is from RefSeq and is a predicted model, not a curated record. Gene Ontology annotation, biological process: 5S class rRNA transcription by RNA polymerase III; transcription initiation at RNA polymerase III promoter. Gene Ontology annotation, molecular function: DNA binding.